AUGGUUUUAACAGUUUCAUUAGUGCACAUAUUCCAGCAACCAUUUCAAACAAUUAAAACUUACUACAAUCAAAUCAGACAAAAAGACGAUGUUGUUAAAAUUUCAGAAUUGAUUGAUGCGCACAUCGAUGAACAUGGAUUUGAAUAUACUAAACAUAGGCUAGUAUGUCAUAAUAUUAUACCUCAAGUAUUAAGGCGAGAUCAAAUACUACAUGUUCCAGAAAUACUUAUUGAAGAAGAAUGUUGGUAUGACGAAAAAGGUCAAAAAUUUUGGGCAAGAACGAGAAAUUUGAGUUGGUCAGAAAUAGCCACGUUAUCUAAUAUAAUAACAUUAUCAAUUACACCAAACCCAACAUGGACUAAGUAUGAAAUUGAUGGCAUAACAGAUUUUUUUGGAACACAGCCUCAUGGAGUUGGCUAUGCAGUAGAGUAUUUUUUGAAAAAAUAUACAGAAAAAAAGUUGUUGGAACAUAUUAAAAUAAUCGACCAGGAAUGUUUGAAAAAUAGUGAUAUAUUAAUGUAA
Messenger RNA from Macrosiphum euphorbiae (potato aphid), 522 nucleotides. NCBI's taxonomy places the organism in Eukaryota, Metazoa, Arthropoda, Insecta, Hemiptera, Aphididae. The record is from the annotation of a GenBank genome assembly.